Endocarpon pusillum Z07020 is the source of this 1758-nucleotide messenger RNA. RefSeq lists its product as uncharacterized. Lineage: Eukaryota; Fungi; Ascomycota; Eurotiomycetes; Verrucariales; Verrucariaceae. The record is from RefSeq and is a predicted model, not a curated record. Gene Ontology annotation, molecular function: iron ion binding; monooxygenase activity; heme binding. The coding region runs from base 1 to 1758 and encodes 585 amino acids. The transcript has 3 exons.
AUGGCAAACUCCAUCCUCCUACUGCUGCUUCUGCUACCUCUCACCUUUGCGCUUCAUAACUUAUUCUGCCUCUUCCUCAACUAUCGGAUUGCACGCAAGAUUGGAAUUCCUGUCAUCGUGCUUCCUGCUAGUCCAGAUAAUCCAGUAUGGAUGCUUACAUCUGGUCCCGUGCUAUCCAUUGUCAAAGCCAUCUUUGGAGACUGCUCGGUUACCAAAUAUGGUCAAAUUGGUUGGGAGUACCAUGAAAAAUACAGAGUGCAUGUUAAACAUGGUGAUGCCGUGGUGCUCGUCACUCCCGCUCAUAAUUGGGUCUAUGUUUGCAAUGCGGAGGCCUUCAACGACAUCUUCCAGCGCCGCAAUGCCUUCGCUCGACCGCCGGAGAUGUUAGCAAUGCUAGAUGUUUUUGGGCCGAACAUUUCAACGGUAAUCAGCCUUACAUCCUCAGUUGACGGACCCUGGCUGACCACGAACGAGGCAAAUGGGGCGGACUGGCAACGUCAUCGUAAAAUAACAAGCACACCAUUUAAUGAGCAAAAUAGUCAUCUUGUAUGGGCUAAGGCUUUGCGACAAGCGGAUGAGGUUUUACAAUUCUGGAAGUCACUGGGCACUCCAAUCAGACGUAUCGCUAAGGAUACCCGAACCUUGUCCCUCCAUGUCUUAUCCGAAGCAGGAUUCGGCAAGUCAUAUUCUUUCCGGAAAUCCACAGAAGCACCUAAGCCGGGCCAUGUGUUCAAUUAUCGAGACUCGCUUGCCUUGAUCCUAGAAAAUAUCUUCUUGAUUCUGAUUUUUGGUCCGAAGUUCCUCACGAAUCAGUUUCUUCCCAAGAGCUGGACUCGAAUAGGCCAAGCGACAUUGGAUUUCAAAUUCCACAUGGUAGAAAUGGUUGAGGAGGAAAAACGGCUCAUUGCUGAGGGCAAACCUGGAGGGGGAAAUAUCAUUAACUCCCUCAUACGAGCGUCAGAAGAGAUGACCAAGUCAGCUCGUACAGACGGUUCAGGUUUCAAAGGUCUCACCGAGGAUGAAAUAUACGGCAAUAUCUUUGUUUAUAAUUUCGCUGGACACGACACCAUGGCCAUUACGCUCAAUUGGGCUCUCUACCUCCUCGCAGCGCAUCCGGAAAUCCAGGACUGGGUCUCCGAAGAAUGUAAUGCCGUUAUACAAUAUGAUCAGAGUUCUACCUGGACCUACGACGAGGUGUACCCCAAGCUCAAUCGCUGCCUCGCCGUUCUACUGGAAACUCUCCGACUCUGGGACCCUCUAAUCGGAAUCGCCAAAUCCACUGGCUCGACCCCCCAACCUCUUACCCUCAACGGGCGUGUCACCACUAUCCCGGCUCGCACCCGCGUCAUCCUUAACAUUAACGCCAUCCACACGCACCCCAAGUACUGGGGCUCCGACAGCCUUACCUGGCGCCCGCAGCGCUGGAUCCUCCUAUCCAACCCCGCAACCGAAAGCACCCCCAGCAACACCUCGCCACUGGCGCACGAGUACCUGUACACUCCACCCAGAGGAGCCUAUGUGCCAUGGUCCGACGGGGCACGUGUGUGCCCGGGCAAGAAGUUUGGACAGGUGGAAUUUGUGGCGGCGAUGGGGGUGCUGUUUCGGAGGCAUAGGGUCGAGGUGGUGCCGGAGAGUGGGGAGAGUAUGAAAGAGGCUAGGGAAAGGGUUAUGGGCGUUGUGCUGGAUAGUCACAUUACGCUAUUGUUGCAGAUGAGGAAGCCGGACAGCGUGGGACUUAGGUGGGUAGAGAGUGGGUGA